This is a messenger RNA of Hibiscus syriacus, 616 nucleotides long. Its product is annotated as auxin-responsive protein SAUR32-like. The record is from RefSeq and is a predicted model, not a curated record. The transcript has a single exon. Bases 149 to 514 code for a protein of 121 amino acids. Gene Ontology annotation, biological process: response to auxin. NCBI's taxonomy places the organism in Eukaryota, Viridiplantae, Streptophyta, Magnoliopsida, Malvales, Malvaceae.
ACUUGAUAUGGAAGAUUAUCAACCAUGAAUAAAGUCUAUUCUUCACACGAAAAGAACCCUUGGCCCUUUCCUUCUUCCUUGUUGUAACCCUUUGUUGUUGUUGUUUCUAAAAUUAGGGUUUUCAGUUUAAAGCUUUGCUGUUUUAGAUAUGGGCGGUGGAGAGAAGAAUACAGUGAGGAGCUUCCAUUUACACCUACCGAAUCUUCAUCAUCAUCAUCAUGGGAAGAAGCAAGCAAAGGGUGUGCCGAAAGGGUGUUUGGCGAUCAAAGUAGGGUCGACCGAGGCGGAGCAAGAGAGAUUCGUGGUGCCGGUUAUUUACUUCAAUCACCCAUUGUUCAUGCAGCUGUUGAAAGAAGCCGAGGAGGAGUACGGGUUCGACCAGAAGGGCACCAUCACCAUCCCUUGUCACGUGGAGGAGUUUAGGAAUGUUCGGGGCUUGAUUGAUGGCAAGAAAUCCCUUCUUCAUCAUCAUCACCAUCAUCAUCAUCUUCAUGUCGGUUGUUUUAGGGUUUGAUGAUGAAAAAAAUUAUCAGCAGAUGAAAAAGAAGAUGAUGCAAUGAUGACGAUUAAACGUUCUUUAUAAUUGCAUUUCCCCACGUAUAUAUUUGUUUUGGAA